Alligator sinensis (Chinese alligator) is the source of this 2205-nucleotide messenger RNA. RefSeq names its product solute carrier family 35 member B3 (gene SLC35B3). Gene Ontology annotation, biological process: transmembrane transport. Gene Ontology annotation, molecular function: 3'-phosphoadenosine 5'-phosphosulfate transmembrane transporter activity. NCBI's taxonomy places the organism in Eukaryota, Metazoa, Chordata, Crocodylia, Alligatoridae. The transcript is spliced from 10 exons. The record is from RefSeq and is a predicted model, not a curated record. Bases 472 to 1689 code for a protein of 405 amino acids. Gene Ontology annotation, cellular component: endoplasmic reticulum membrane; Golgi membrane.
UGAUCUCCUACUUAAAACGGUUGGAGACCACUGUCCUAGACAUUAGAGUUACCAUGAGGUUUGAAGAAAUUCAUGGAAUCCUCUCUACUUUUGAAAUUCUUCUGAGAGAGAUUCAUUCUCUUACACUUGGUGCAGCACACUUUAUGAGCAGCCACAGUGAGAGCAGUUGGAUUAUGCAAGAGAGACAACUAUAGGUCCAAAACGGAGUUUGUAAAGUUUAUCAUGGUUUGCUGGGAGGCCCAGACUAGAGGAACACUAAUUGUAAAUUGAAUUGCCUAGUGGAGGACUAUGGCUGUAUCUGCUGAUAAACUUAUCUUUUGUGGUCAAGUUUAAGGAAACAGUGAAACUGGGUAAGAUUAGGUUAGUUUGAAGUCACUAGACCUGAGAAAAUGCUUGGGGUAUCUAUGCCGGACGGGUGCCAGGAAAAAAAAAUACAGAAGGUACACAAGAUGCGCAAUAAGAGGAGUUGUGAUGGAUGAAAAGAAGGGGUCAUCUAAGCUUCCAAACAAAGACCACAAAAAGAGAGAGGAACAAAAAGGCAACAAUUCCAUUGGCACUGAAUGCAGCGAACCAAGAAUCAUGGAUCUGAAAUUCAACUCUUCAAGGAAAUACAUUUCUAUCACUGUACCUUCCAAAUCACAAGCUAUGUCGCCUCAUAUCAAGUCCGUAGAUGAUGUCGUUGUUCUUGGCAUGAAUCUCAGCAAAUUUAACAAACCUACUCAGUUCUUCAUAUGUGUUUCUGGAGUUUUUAUGUUUUAUCUAAUCUAUGGAUAUUUACAGGAACUGAUAUUUUCAGUGGAGGGUUUUAAGCCCUUUGGUUGGUACCUUACAUUAGUACAAUUUGGGUUUUAUUCCAUUUUUGGACUAAUAGAACUUCAGCUUAUUCAGGACAAAAGGAGACGAAUUCCUGGCAAAACCUACAUGAUGAUAGCCUUUUUAACAGUGGCUACUAUGGGUUUAUCAAAUACCUCACUAGGAUAUCUAAACUAUCCUACUCAAGUCAUCUUCAAAUGCUGUAAACUUAUUCCAGUUAUGAUAGGAGGAGUCUUUAUACAAGGAAAACGUUAUAAUAUUGCAGAUGUGUCUGCUGCAAUGUGUAUGAGUCUCGGCCUAAUAUGGUUUACUUUAGCUGACAGCACAGUCGCACCAAAUUUCAACUUGACAGGUGUGGUCCUUAUAUCCCUUGCCCUCUGUGCAGAUGCCGUUAUAGGAAAUGUACAGGAAAAAGCUAUGAAGUUGCACAAUGGUUCCAAUUCAGAAAUGGUUUUGUAUUCCUAUUCAAUAGGUUUUGUGUACAUUUUAUUGGGAUUGAUAUGCAUUGGUGGAUUAAGUCCUGCAAUAACAUUUUGCUCGAAGCAUCCAGUCCAGACUUAUGGUUAUGCAUUCUUCUUUUCACUUACUGGGUAUUUUGGAAUAUCCUUUGUUCUAGCUUUGAUUAAAAUCUUCGGUGCCCUGCUGGCUGUAACAGUAACAACAGGAAGGAAAGCGAUGACCAUAGUGCUUUCUUUUUUGUUCUUUGCAAAGCCAUUCACAUUCCAGUAUGUAUGGUCAGGUUUAUUAGUCGUCGCUGGCAUAUUUCUCAAUGUUUACAGUAAGAAUAUGGAUAAAUUCAAGCUACCUUCAAUACGCAGUCUUUGGAGCAAAACUCUGGAAGAGAGAAAAACAAGGACGUUGUCACAAACUGUGUAGACAGUGGCUUAUGCUAAAUCUUGAAUCUGACUUAUUAUUUUAUUGAAACAGUCUUUAACUGAUACACUUUCCAAAGGGAACAUUAAAACCAAAGGAGCUGAAGACAUUGUCUGCUUUGAAGAUGGUAGAAAUGAAAAUUAUAUGAGCCCUCUCUUCAGAGCACUUGAAUUCCUCUUCUAAGGUGUUAUAGGCCAUUGUCACAAGGCAUUACCAAGGUAAUGAAGGACAGCAGCUCCUGGUAAACUGCUGAGAAACUGCACUCCAAAUGGGACACAGUGGGAGAUUAAUUUGGGCAUUUUAAUAAUAACAGCUGUGGCUGAUUUAAGAUUAGCAAUUCUUUGUCUUUAGUAAUUGUUUGGGUGGGGUUAUUUAUGCAGUACUAUAUUAACCUUUAAUAGAAUCAAAUCAGUGACUGAUUUAAACAAAUUGAGGUUUUAAAGCUGGACGGUUUAGAAUGUGGUAUGCCAUGAAUUUUUCAUUUUAAAUAAAAAUCUGGGUUUUUUAUGUUCUUCAUCA